AUGGAAUUGGCACUCCGCACCGACCAGGAGACGAGGAUAGAGGUUUCCAUCAUUCCGGAGGAUGUGAAAAAGAAAAAGCUCCCCACUCGAUCCAACAAGGAUGAGACCCCACAGGCAAUUGAAGAGGCCAAGAAAGAGAUUGGGAUAAACGAGAACACACGAGAAAUUUACAACCAUGUCCUCAGAAUAGAGAUAUUCGCUCCUAAUGUUCCCAAUCUUACCUUAGUCGACCUUCCGGGGCUGUAUACCGGCGAGAGUCUAAGGCAGUCUCGAGAAGGAGGGCGGGUUGCGUUCCAACUGGCUGAGAGGUACAUGAGUCAGAAGAGAAGCAUUAUCCUUGCCGUCGUAUCUGCUAAUACAAACGUCGAGAUGGACGGGGCUAUCGUGUUGGCCAAGAAAAAUGUUGACCCCAGUCUGUCGCGAGUCCUUGGUGUUGUCACUCAAGCAGACCGCAUCGAGAACGACCAUACAGCAACACAAUUAUACUUGCAACUUGCGAAAGGAGAGGACAAAAUGCUCAUCCUCAAACUCGGCUGGCAUGUCCUCAGGAACUUGUCAGAGGAGGAAGCCAGACUAGGCUGCUCAGACGAUGAUAGGGAUCGGAAGGAGUCCGAAUUCCUGAGCAACAGCGCCUGGAGAGAGUACUCUGCUGAACACAAAGGCAUCGACAACUUUCGCAAGAAGCUCAACCGACUCCUCCUCGAGCACAUCUCCCUCUCGAUCCCAGGCGUAAUCAGCGACAUUGAGGAAGCGAUCGCGAACAGAACUGCGGCACUUGAGCAACUUGGACCAUCACCAGUCGACGUUUUGGAUACCCGAGACUAUCUCCACGACGUGACGAGUUUCGAACGCACCCCCGAGCAGGCGCCAACGUCGAAUGGGUAUUACUACUCACCGGCUGGAGAUAUUAACUCGGAUCUGAUCGAAAAGUUCUACAUUCAUCUCAAAGACCCAGAAGAAAUUACAGAACCCUUGUUGAAGCAGCACUGGGCAUCCAAAGUAGUGGAGAACCGCGGCCAGGAAUUUCCAGGGGAGACGAACCCCUUUGCCAUACUGGGGAGGUUCUCAGAACAAUCGACCGCGUGGAAGGGCCUGGCGACCGAUCAUCUUCAUCUCUUGGUUCAUGUGGCAACAAUCUUCACCGAACAGCUCCUCCGUCAUAUUCUAGGGUCGGAUCCUGCCACAUUUGAUAGAAUAAUGGCUAACUACGUCACUCUAUUCUUCGCGCAAAAGGAGCAAGUUCUGAGAAGGAAGCUCGAGGAGAUUUUGCCUUCCUCUAGUGAAUACGAGAUCGCGAUGGAGGACGAAAUCGAGCAUGAUACCAACACUCGAUACAGAACUCGACUUAACAACCAGAUCUCGAAGUUGGAAGUGGAGUAA
Messenger RNA from Scedosporium apiospermum, 1380 nucleotides. RefSeq lists its product as uncharacterized. Gene Ontology annotation, cellular component: membrane; microtubule; cytoplasm. Bases 1 to 1380 code for a protein of 459 amino acids. Lineage: Eukaryota; Fungi; Ascomycota; Sordariomycetes; Microascales; Microascaceae. Gene Ontology annotation, molecular function: GTPase activity; GTP binding; microtubule binding. The transcript is spliced from 2 exons. The record is from RefSeq and is a predicted model, not a curated record.